Lottia gigantea (owl limpet) is the source of this 348-nucleotide messenger RNA. RefSeq lists its product as hypothetical. The record is from RefSeq and is a predicted model, not a curated record. The coding region runs from base 1 to 348 and encodes 115 amino acids. Lineage: Eukaryota; Metazoa; Mollusca; Gastropoda; Lottiidae. The transcript has 5 exons.
AUGCCAAAUCAAAGGAUAUCUUAUCUUACGUAUUGUUUUAAAGUUAGACCUCGUCCUCAGAUACAUAUUAUUGUAGUUGUUACAGCCCUCAAUAAACAUCAUCAGGUAAUUAGUCCAGAUAGAUUUGAAAAUCACCACAAGCGAAUCCGAAGUCUUUCAAUGGUUCUUACACUACAGUUAAAAGCAUUAGCGAUCACUUGGGUACGUUUUCCUGUAUUUAAUCGCCAGAUGCCUUGUUCACGUUGUUGGGAGGUUAGACGUGUCAUGCUUGCUGCCGUCACAAGAAGAGGCCAAUCAGUAAUAGCAAGACGUGGUUUAUUUCCUCUUCACUCUAUCCAAGCCACUUAG